This is a messenger RNA of Trematosphaeria pertusa, 1293 nucleotides long. RefSeq lists its product as uncharacterized. The transcript has 3 exons. Lineage: Eukaryota; Fungi; Ascomycota; Dothideomycetes; Pleosporales; Trematosphaeriaceae. The record is from RefSeq and is a predicted model, not a curated record. Bases 1 to 1293 code for a protein of 430 amino acids. Gene Ontology annotation, molecular function: protein binding.
AUGGAUAUUAAAGACGCACUAAAAUCGUUCAUGCACGUCCGACUGGAGAGCCACACGAAAGAUGUUGACGAAGAUAUCAAAUCUUACAUCGAGCACCGACUGGUAUCCGACCAGCGACUACAAAGUCUCCAAAGCUCGCUCAAAGAGGACAUAAAGCAAUCCUUACGAGCGAAAUCAGCCGGAAUGUUCCGUCUCGUGCAAUGUACGCUUGAUUGUAUCUCCACCCUGCGUACCGUCAAAAGCAUUCGGUCGGCGCUACAACAACUCCCCGAAGGACUGGGCGAGACAUACCGGAACAUACUCGUCAGGGUUCCAAAGAACGACAUGGGCCUUGUGCGAAAGAUACUCCUUUGGCUCUCCUUUUCCGUCUUGCCUCUUACUCUAGAGGAAUUGCACGCUGCAAUAGCCAUCGAGCAGGGGUCAGAUGGAACCGACGAAGACUCAUUCCUCGGUAGCACCCAGGACAUUCUGAGCAUGUGCGGAAGCCUCAUUACAGUGUCGGAUGAAGGCUACGUCCAGCUAGCGCACAUGUCAGUGAAGGAUCACUUACUCUCGGAAGACAUCCAGCAAGGUCCUGCAUCUGCGUCGGCGUUCGCGCUCAAUGCCAUUUCCGGAAGGCGCGAGCUUGCGCUCGACUGCUUUGCGUACCUCUCAUUCCACGAUUUCCAUUCGGGGCCCUGCCAAACAGCGGAAGCGUUCGCGAGACGUCUGGCAAGCCAUCCUUUCUUGCGACACGCAUCUACCGCGUGGACCUACUACCUUAGAGGAACAGAUCCUUCAGCGCAACUGGACGAUAAAAUCCUCGGAUUCUUCUCCCCGCAAAACCGCGAGGCAUUCAUGUCCUGGAUACAAGUUCUUAACGCCGACUCAAACUUCAAGUGGGACCUAUAUCCCCGGCACGCCACUGCGCUCUGUUACGCCGCCUCAUUCGGUUUACUCCACGUAGUGAACCAUCUCAUAGAACACGGCGCGGAUCUAGACGCUCCAGGAAGCCGGUUUGGCGGCACAGCCCUCCACGGCGCCGUCUUCCGCUACCACACGCCAGUCAGUGAGGCUCUCCUUAAAGCAGGCGCCAACCCGAACCGAGCCGACUUCGACAAGGUCACCCCUCUCCAUACCGCUUCCGCUCAGGGUCACAUCGAGUCCAUCAAGUUGCUGCUUGCACACGGGGCGUCAAAGGAAGCCCGAGACCGCGGUGGAGAGGCGCCGGUAGAUUGGGCGAUUAAAUCGGAUCAGAAGGAAUCGCAAGGCCUGUUUCGUAUUCAAGGAUUCUUAGAUCUCCUCUUUACUUAA